This is a messenger RNA of Scomber japonicus (chub mackerel), 2448 nucleotides long. RefSeq lists its product as uncharacterized. The record is from RefSeq and is a predicted model, not a curated record. The transcript has 7 exons. Bases 499 to 2382 code for a protein of 627 amino acids. NCBI's taxonomy places the organism in Eukaryota, Metazoa, Chordata, Actinopteri, Scombriformes, Scombridae.
CCGAAAGAGAGGAGGCGGGGCCAGGAUGAGAGGAGGCGGGGCCAGGAGGAGAAGAAGGAGGGAGUUACGGUGAAGAGGACAUGGAGUGGCGGGAAAAGGCGAUGGAAUAAAAAACAUUACUGUCUGUUCUGUCGCCGGCCUCAGGUGAAGAUCGCUCGCCACCUGCUCAGGAAACAUGCCGACCAACAGGAAGUGGUCGCUGCGAGCACGUUGCCGACCGGCUCUAAAGAACGCCACCUGCUGCUGGAACAGCUGCGCUGCAAGGGCAACUACCUUCAUAAUAUAGAGGUCAUCAGACAGGGCAGUGGUGAGAUCAUUCCGUGCCGGCAGCCUUCGGAGGACGUGGAUGCGAGGAACUACCUCCCGUGCCCGCUUUGCCUCGGCUUCUUUCUGCGCGCCGAUCUUUGGAAACAUCAGGCGUCCUGCCGCAGGAAGUUAACCUCUGACCUCUCCAGAGACACCGCCUCUUACCUCACCCCAGAGACCACCUCUGACCCUAUGAAGGACUCGACCUCUGACCCCAUUAAAGAGGCGGACUCAGACCGGGUCUCGGCCUCUGACCCUGUUAAGGACACGACCUUUGACCCCACAGAUGAGGCCUGUGAUACGGCGGGUGAAAGGAACGCUGAGUGUUUGGAGGACACGCCUCCGGACUCUUCGGGAGACUUGUCCACAACCGACCAGACCGUGACCAAACGACCCCUGACCUCUGACCCCGGGGCUGAGCAGAACGUGACCUCAGACCUCAGCGCACAGCAGAGUGAGACCUCGGACCCCGGGGCAGAGCAGCCCAGGAAGCGCUACAGGGUCCAAGCUGCGGCAUCCCGCCUCUUGCCCAUCUCUAGUGGGGCGUCGGAGAGCUGCAGCGAAGUCCUGCACCGCAUGAACCAGGACCUCGUCUCACAUCAGGUCAAAUCUGAUUGGUUGAUCUGUAAAUACGGCAACAAGCUGAUGGGGAACCAGGAUGGCAGCCAGAGGAAGUAUGGCUACGUUAGCCAGAAGCUGCGGGAGCUUGGCAGGUUCCUGCUGGCUGCUAAGUCCCUGGACUCGGGUAUCGAGACUCUCCAGGACCUCCUGGCACCGGGUCGCCUCAGUCUGGCGUUGGCUGCUGCCAGGAAGGCAUCCGGUUACCGUUGGAGCCGUCCCCCACUGGCAGUAAAGACCACACUGAAAACAGUAUGUGAGAUUGCCAUCGGUGAGAGUCUGCAGGACGGUGACUGGGAGGCUGCGGCCAAGACCACUGACUUCUACCACCUGCUGGGGAGGGACUGGGACAACCUGGGACUGCUGACUCCUGACCCUGACACAGCGGCGCCGGUUGGAGAAGCAAAGCUGAAGAAACGAUCCGUCCAAUCAAGAAGUGAGAAGGAGGUUAAGACGUCUGGUCAGGAGCACACUGACCUGAGACCAAAGAUUCCGUCAAAGACCAGUAUCAGACCGGUGGAGUCCAGACUGCAGCCUCCCCUCACAGUCCCUGUGGCGCCCAGGAAGGUCCACCGGCGCCCCUGGUCUUCUGCAGAGAAAGAGGCAGUGUGGAGACAGCUAGGAGUCCAUGUGCUGGUCCAGUCAGUACCAGGGAAGGAGGUCUGUCAGCGAUGUCUGGACUUGGAGCCAGUCCUCAGAGGACGACACUGGAAAGAUAUCAAGAACCAGGUCCACAACCAGAUCCAGAGCCAAAAGAAGCAGCAGUUCCAUGCUCAGAUGGACCUUCAGGAGAACCAGGAUCAACAAGACCAGAUCCAAAACCAGAAGAAGCAGCAGCAACAGCUAUAUGAGGCCCAGAUGAAUCAGCAGACCAAAGACCACACCCAGAACCAGAAGAAACAGCAGUACCAUAUUCCAAUGGACCACCAGGACCAGGACCACACCCAGAGCCAGAAGAAACAGCAGUACCCUGAUCAGAUGGAUCACCAAGACCAGAACCACAUUCAGAACCACAAGAAACAUCAGUAUCCAUCCCAGAUGGACCAACAAGACCACAUUCAAAUCCACAAGAAGCAGCUGUGCCAUGCUAGAGUGGACCACCAGGACCACAUCCAGGUACACAAGAAGCAGUUGUACCAAAUGGACCAGCAGAACCAAGGACUGCAGACUACCCUGGAUCGGGACACAUCUUUACUGACAGGGACCUCUUAUGGGUCUGAUGGGCCACAUCGAGCCCCUGGACAGUCACUGAUGGACCGGGAUCACAUCAGUCCAUACGCACUUCCCCAUAGGGCCCCAGGGCCCCACAUGGACCAGCUGCUGUCUAGGACUGUGUGGACAGACGAGUCCUUGGUCCAGAACUACCCAACCAGCAGGCAGCUGACCAGGAGCCUCCUCCAGGAUACGGCCCCAGGAGGACCCCCACCCAACCCGCACUCUGGGCACAUCCACUUCUGAAUGACGGGUCCAGUUCUCACAGGUGGGUCUGGACCUGAGCACCGGACAUGUGGUCCAGACCCUGUC